AUGAGGUCGACGUUGCUGGCCUUUGCCUUGGCGGCGCACGCCUCGCCGUCACUGGAGGUCGGCUUCUGCCAGCACUCGUGCCCGCAGGCGGAAGAGAUCGUGCGCAACGCCGUCCGCCGCGCGCUCGCCCGUGAACCGGGCCUCGGCGCCGGGCUCAUCCGGAUGCACUUCCACGACUGCUUCGUCCGCGGCUGCGACGCCUCCAUCCUCAUCAACUCCACGCCGGGCAACAAGGCCGAGAAGGACUCCGUCGCCAACAACCCCAGCAUGCGCGGCUUCGAGGUCAUCGACGACGCCAAGGCCGCCCUCGAGGCGGACUGCCCGCGCACCGUCUCCUGCGCCGACGUCGUCGCCUUCGCGGCGCGCGACGGGGCCUACCUCGCCGGCGGCGUCGAGUACCAGGUCCCCUCGGGACGCCGCGACGGCCGCGUCUCCAACGCCGACGAGGUGCUCGACAACAACGUCCCCGGGCCGACCGACCUCGUCGGCGAGCUCGUCGAGAGCUUCGGGCGCAAGGGCCUCUCCGCCGACGACAUGGUCACGCUCUCCGGCGCGCACACCAUCGGCCGCUCCCACUGCUCCUCCUUCACGCAGCGUCUCUACAACUUCAGCGGCCAGCUGGGGCAGGCCGACCCGUCCAUCGACCGCGCCUACGCCGAGCACCUCAAGCAGCGGUGCCCGUGGCCGUCCAGCGACGGCCAGAUGGACCCCACGGUGGUGCCGCUGGACCCCGUCACGCCGGCGAACUUCGAGAACCAGUACUUCAAGAACGUGCUCGAUCACAAGGUCGUGCUCACCUCCGACCAGACGCUGCUCGACAGCCCGCGGACGGCCGGGAUCGUCAGGUUCCACGCCGCCGUCGACAAGGCGUGGCAGGUCAAGUUCGCCGCGUCCAUGAUCAGGAUGGGCAACAUCGAGGUCCUCACCGGCGACGAGGGGGAGAUCAGGGAGAAGUGCUUCGUCGUCAACAGCUACUAGUCAUUGCAACCUCGAUCUAGAGCUACACCAGCUUUGAAGCUUUGAAAUUUGAAUGGGACACCACUUCCACCAAUCGAAUUGAUUUAUUUUCUUAUUAAUUUUAUGUAAUCAUCGUCAUAUUCAUCAGCCGUGCUCUUGAAAUAAUUUUUGGUCA
This is a messenger RNA of Panicum virgatum (switchgrass), 1132 nucleotides long. RefSeq names its product peroxidase 5-like. Gene Ontology annotation, molecular function: peroxidase activity; heme binding. The transcript has a single exon. Bases 1 to 978 code for a protein of 325 amino acids. Gene Ontology annotation, biological process: hydrogen peroxide catabolic process; response to oxidative stress. Lineage: Eukaryota; Viridiplantae; Streptophyta; Magnoliopsida; Poales; Poaceae. The record is from RefSeq and is a predicted model, not a curated record. Gene Ontology annotation, cellular component: plasmodesma; plant-type cell wall.